Molecule: messenger RNA, 1812 nt
Organism: Ostreobium quekettii
Lineage: Eukaryota; Viridiplantae; Chlorophyta; Ulvophyceae; Bryopsidales; Ostreobiaceae
Source: the annotation of a GenBank genome assembly
AUGUCCCGAACGAGACGCCUUCUGACCGCCGGCGCAGCGUUGAUCGGCACAGGAGGGGCGGUGGCUUGGUUCGCGUACCCCGCCCUGCUCAACACCUUCAACCCGGUGCCGGAGGUCCCUAUCGAUGGCCUGGUGCCGUCGCGCCAGGAGCAGUUCGACAAACUCAGGGCGGGGUCGCGGGACAAUCCGUACGAUGUGCUCAUAAUUGGAGGGGGCGCCACGGGUGCAGGCUGCGCCGUCGAUGCGGCGUCCAGGGGCCUUCGCACCGCGCUUCUGGAGCGCGAGGACUUCGGGUCUGGGACAUCCUCCCGCUCAACGAAACUCUUGCACGGCGGUGUUCGUUACCUGGAGAAGGCGGUGUUCAGCUUUGACAUGGGCCAGUUGAAGCUCGUUUUUGAGGCGCUGCGCGAGAGGAAGACGUUGCUGGAAAUCGCGCCGCACCUCACGAGGUCAUUGCCAAUUAUGACGCCGUGCUACAAGUGGUGGGAGGUCCCCUACUACUGGUCAGGGCUCAAGGCAUACGAUCUAGUGGCGGGUGUGAAGGCGUUGAGUUGGUCCCGAUAUGUGACACCACAUGAGUCCAGGCGUCUCUUUCCCACGCUGGCACCCAAACGAUCUGAUGGAAGCAGCAUGAAGGGAACGAUUGUGUACUAUGAUGGCCAGUUUGAUGAUGCACGGAUGGCCGUUACUCUGGCCUGCACAGCAGCCCUAAGUGGUGCGACAACGAUGAACUACGCAAAUUGCGAGCGCCUGAUCAAGGGAGAAGAUGGCAAGAUUGAGGGUGCUGUUGUCCGUGACAUAGUGAACCAAAGGGAAUGCCAAGUUUUUGCAAAGAGCAUCAUCAAUGCUACUGGCCCCUUUGCGGAUGCUGUUCGGCAUCUGUCAAUGCCUGAUGCAGAGAAUAUGAUCAUGCCCAGUGCCGGCGUGCAUGUCACGCUGCCAGAUUACUAUUCACCUGAUGACUUUGGCAUGAUUGUGCCAAAAACGAAGGAUGGUCGGAUAGUGUUCAUGCUGCCUUGGUUGGAUCACACAAUCGCUGGAACGACGGAUUCCAGUUCAGAGAUCACUAUGCGGCCACGUGCUUCUGAGGCUGAGGUUCAAUUCAUUCUAGAUGCUAUUGCUGACUAUUUGACUGUUCAGGUACGAAGAUCUGAUGUGCUGUCUGCUUGGUCAGGCAUCAGGCCCCUUGCCAUUGAUCCUGAUGCAAAGAGCACUGCAAGUGCCUCUAGAGACCAUGUUGUUGUUCAGGGUGAGGAUGGUAUGGUGACUGUCUGUGGAGGUAAAUGGACAACAUACAGGGCAAUGGCUGAGGAAGCUGUGAGCAAGGCAGUGGAGGUUGGGAAACUAAAGCCCAAAAGGAGGUGCUGCACAGCACGCCUGCCGUUGUUGGGGUCUCGAAAAUACUCCCCUGUGACGUUUACAGAGGUCGCCCAGAACUAUGUCGUUCCACAUCGGCCUGGCGCCAUAGACACACGCGUUGCCAAGCAUCUCGCUCACUCGUAUGGCGAUCGCGCGGAAAUGGUCACGAAGAUUGCAGAGGACCGCAAGCUGGGUCGCAGGCUUGUACGCGGACACCCAAUGCUCGAGGCAGAGGUCGUGUAUGCUGUGAACAACGAAUACUGUGAGACAAUCGUGGACUUUAUUGCACGCCGUACUCGCCUUGCGUUCCUGGAUGUUUUGGCAACGAAGCAGGCUCUCGGCAAGGUGGCAGACCUGUUGGCACAGGAGAAAAAGUGGAGCUCGCGCCGGAAACGCGCGGAAAUUGAAGCAGCUGAGAAGUUCCUGGAGACGUUUGGGAACCUGGAAAAUUGA